Messenger RNA from Tuber melanosporum (Perigord truffle), 719 nucleotides. RefSeq lists its product as uncharacterized. Lineage: Eukaryota; Fungi; Ascomycota; Pezizomycetes; Pezizales; Tuberaceae. The transcript has a single exon. Bases 317 to 586 code for a protein of 89 amino acids. The record is from RefSeq and is a predicted model, not a curated record.
CCAACAACCCACGAGCCCAAAACAAGAGCAUCUUGAUAACGAGAACAACCCGAUAUAGUAAUGAAACCCCGGAUCGGUCUCACCCUCCCCGCAUGCCCCCCUGCCCGCAAGCCAGGGCUACACAACCGGAGAUCUCCUCCACGAGGAAAGCCGGCCAAUCAGGGGAGCCGGCUGCCACGUGGUAUGACAUUUGCCACGAUAGAUUGAUGACGGACGUUAAGCCGCUUUGAGGCCGGGUGCUGUACGAGGCUAAGUUGGCGCCAGGGAUGAUAGGGAGUACUAGUACCGGUACUCUAGUAAAUUACCCCACCGAAGAAUGCUCCAUCGGCCAGGGCGAAUCCCGAACGACGCUUUGUUCCUUUCCAUCGUGACGACGGCUGCUUGGACUUCUCUCCGACACUUUGGAACUUGUGUGGAUCGGGAAUUGAGUCGGAUAUGGGUCUUGGCGCUUUUUCGGAGGAUUUUUGUGUGUGUGGUAAAUAGGAAUGAGUUGGCUCGUGUCCUUUUUUUAAAAAAAAACUUUUUUAAGUUUGGUAUCGUGUACCGAGGCGAGCGAAGGAUCUUUGAUAACCAGUGGGUACGGUGAAAUGUUUGGAGGAGGGGACUAGGCUAUGCUAUCAAUUUUUUACGACCCUCUUACAGCUUCUGAAUGGGGGGGUGUGCUCGGGUAUUGGAAGGAAAACCGUGCAGUAUCGCAGCGUGGUUUGGGUACUAGUACU